Molecule: messenger RNA, 1245 nt
Organism: Haplochromis burtoni (Burton's mouthbrooder)
Lineage: Eukaryota; Metazoa; Chordata; Actinopteri; Cichliformes; Cichlidae
Product: V-set domain containing T-cell activation inhibitor 1-like
Exons: 3
Coding region: 517-1041 (174 amino acids)
Biological process (GO): cellular response to lipopolysaccharide; immune response; positive regulation of T cell proliferation
Cellular component (GO): external side of plasma membrane
Source: RefSeq, a predicted model, not a curated record
CACUGGAUGAACUGGUGAUUUACAGGCUACUGGUUUUGUAAACUGGUGCAAGCUGCUGCUGGUUCUCAGGUUAGUCAGAGUUGUGUCGCGGUGUUGUUUGAUAAGCUGCUCAGCAGACACGGACCUCGGAGCUGAAGCCUAAAUCGCAGCAGGAAGAGGUGCAGCAGGAUGUGAGCUCGAAACUUGCUGUGGGAAACAAACUCGGUGCAGAGACAAAACAAACUUCUGCUUCAAAGACAAAAAGUGUUCAUACAUGACGACUGACACAUGAAGCAGGUUCAGAUUUUUCCUGCGAGGAUGGUUCAAGAACAGAAAGAAUAAAACUUUCUUUCGACUUCACCUCUUCUGGUGUGACGCACUUGUUUCUACUCGACCCCGCAGUGCAGCGUACCAAUCGUCACAAUGACACAACUUCCUUAACAAACGUUCCUGAUCCAAUUGCUUUCUUUCAGCCUAGAGUUUAAUCUCAGGACAGACUGAGACAUUUAGAACAAACUAAGAGUCAGAACACCGGAAAUGUCCGCUGUAAUUACGUCAUUCACUUUGAUGUUUGCCGUGUUCGUCUCUGCAGACCAGAAAACCAUCACAGCUGAGUGUGGACAGGACGUGACUCUGACAUGUCGAGCUCCAAACAGCAACAACAAGAUCAUAGUUGUAGAGUGGAGCAGAGCUGACCUGGAGCCACAACAUGUCCUUUUGCAGCACAAUGGGCAGUUUGAUCUAGAAAAUCAGCAUCCAUCUUUUAAGAACCGGGUGGAUCUACGGGACAGACAGAUGAAGGAUGGAGACGUGUCUUUGAUUCUGAAGGAUGUGAUGAUUGAUGACACUGGAACAUACGACUGUCGUGUUCAGAGACAGAGAGAAAGUUUAAGUCUCAUCACCAGUGUCUACCUGCAUGCUGAUCCUCCAGGUCAAUCAGGAUGGAAAGUCGGUGUGUCAGUGUCUGCUGUGCUUCUUGUUGUUGCUGUUGUUGGAUUUUUGAUCUACAGAAAACAUAAACAGCAGCAGAGGCAGCGUCCUGAUGAACUGCAGCCUGUUUGAAAUGUCUCAGAGUUUUUCUCCUGCUGCUGUUCAGACUCUGUGUUGUCAGUGAACAUUGAGGUACAGACAGAGGAUCUGAUCAUCCAGCAGACAGACAUCAAACACGCCCAGAGUUGGUUUGAUGUUAAAUUCCUCUGAUUAUCAUCAAAGCUGUUCAGACUGUGUUAGUGUGUCUCUGUCUGUCAGACACUCUGUGAACUACAG